Molecule: messenger RNA, 9238 nt
Organism: Numida meleagris (helmeted guineafowl)
Lineage: Eukaryota; Metazoa; Chordata; Aves; Galliformes; Numididae
Gene: CFAP20DC
Product: chromosome 11 C3orf67 homolog
Exons: 14
Coding region: 6894-8876 (660 amino acids)
Source: RefSeq, a predicted model, not a curated record
UGAUGCUUCAGAUUUUUGUGCCGCUGGGACAAGACUUCUCCACUGAGUUACUCCAUGAGCUGGCAGGAAAAAUAAAAAGAAAGGCUGCAGCCAUUCACAGAAUCAGAUCAUGGUUGAGGGUGGAAGAGACCUCCAGAGAUGGUCUAGUCCAGGUUACAAGUCUCAGCAAGAAUGAAGACUCCACAGAGAAUCUGAGCAGCCUGUUCCAGUGUUCAAUCACUCUUACAAUACUUUUUUUCCUCCCUUAUGUUUAAAGAAACCUUCUGUACUGAUGUGGGGGGCUAUUCCACCCCAUAUACAGGGCUUACAUUCUGUUAUUUAAAGUUAAGAUUUUGUAUUUUUAAAUCUGAUUUUUUUAAAAACACAUUUUUGUAAUUCAUCAAAUUUAAGGCAGGUGCUUGUUUCUUGUUCAAUGUUUAGGGGGUUUAUAACACAAAGAGAUGCUCUUGAUUUAGCAAAUAAAUGAGAACUCAGAGUUUCAAAUGCCGGAACAUACGCGUUAAGGUUUAAGAAGUUUUCUGUCAAAGUUUAGCUAACUACGUGUAGGGGAUCCUGCAGGUGAAAAGGGCAUGAAAAGCCCACGUCACUAAGGUAUUUGUACUUGCUCACAAUAGAUGUUAUUGCAAGGUUUGUGAACAGUUUAGUAGAAUUUAGAUUGUCGCAACCUGUUUCUUUUUUCAAACUGUUGUUUUUGUAAAUACAAGUUUAUUACUUUCAAAUCUUCAGUGACCAGAACUCACUACGUUUUAUUUACAUCGCUAAUUUAUUCACAGACACCAUAAUAGCUCGAAUUGAUGUGAAUUACAUGCUAUAAUAAUUAGUCAUCUUUUUAGCUUUGGUGACAGAUAUGAUAAAUUAUUCAUGUUAAUUUAAAGACCCAGCAUAUUUUUAGGUACAGAACAAUAAAAAAUACAAAUCUUGGUUAGUCUUGCAAAGGUUAGUCUAGCCUUUCCAAAUCAGGAGCAGGAUGUGUGCUAGUUCUGCCAUGUUGUUCUAACCAUACUGAAAUUUUUGGAGGAGGCUGAAUGUAAACUUCAUUUAACAGAUUUAGCUGGUGAGAUCAUUUAAAAUUCUGAUGUUUAGCAGGAAUAAGGCUUGGUCCUUGCAUUUUCUGUGAACCAACCAUGAAAUACAGAAACAUUUUUAGAGAUGUUAAAUUCUUUAACUUACUGUGGAGAUUAACUCAUAUACUUGCAAGUAAACAACUUAUUUUUUAAUCAUUCUUCCAGUCAUCGCUUUCACUGAUGCAACAGCACAGCACGGAUGGUAUUUUGGGAAAUAUAUUCCAAAUGAGCAGCAUUCUACUUGUCAGAUUUAAAAGGAUUUGUGCAAUUAUUAUAGAACUGAAUACGAAAUGCACAGUCCUAGUUUAAAAAUAUGUCAGUAGUUACACUGGCAUUUGUUCUGAAAGAAGAUAGUUAUUUUUCUUCCUCCUAGUCAGGAUAAAGGCUUGAGCUUUUUCCUAAAGCUUGCAAGCAUCCAGAUUUACUACUUGCCUAUUAGAAGAAUCUGUUUUCCUCAGCUCCCUGAACUUCUUCAGUAGUAUAUAGAGCACCCAUUCUUUUUCCUCCACAAUUCUCAAGAUCUGUUACCUAAAGGUUUUUGUUCUUGAUGUGCCUAUUAAAAGCACUUCAAUUCUUAGAUCAUCUUUCUGCAAUACCUCUUUAGACCAUCUGGAUUUUCGUUAACACCUUUCUUUUUCUGUGCCCUUCUUCAGUUCAUACGUAUGCAUACCAUUUAGGGGGGUAAUACUGGAUCUUCUUCAGCAGCCUGUCUUUCAGUAUUUGAAUGUGUACCCCCCUCUGUGCACAGUGUGAAUCAGUUAUCUCUCUGAAAGGUAUUGAAAGGGGAAUUUGUGAUUUUUAGUGUAGGUUAAACAAAUACACAUGGAUACAAAAUUGUUUUCUUGGAGAAACUGACACAUGCUUCAGCCAGAACUCUCUCAGACAUUGAAACUCUGUUUUCAUUCAAUAGCUAUAGACUGUUUUUUAAACAUAUUUGUGCAGAAGGUUCUUUCAUUGGAUUUUUUCCCCCUCAAGUAUUUUGCAGCCAGAGAACAAGAAUAUUUUUGAAGCAGGCGAUUUCUUGUUUCUCCAGUUAUUGAAAGAGAGAAGUGAAAAUAAUUCUUAUUUUUUUUAUAAGUUAAAAACUAUGGGUUCAAAGUUUGUUUGUAAAUGGACACAUUUACCACUGUUGGAAAGAUAGAAAUGAGGAUGGGGGGGCAGAAUACACAUCUUGAAACACUGAGGAGAUCCCUCACACCUGGAGAUCCAGGUGGCUAAAGAAGUUGAGUGUUGUCAAUUCAGUUAUUUUCAUGACAGUUGCUUUUAUAAUAACUUAUGAGGAAGUUUAUGUUAAAUAAGCGGUCGUAUCCUGACAUAAUUAAAACAGAGAAGACUGAUAUCUAUUUCUGAACAAUACAUAAACUGUCAGGUUCUGAAUAGCUUACAAAGAUUGUGAACUGCUGAAGGAAGAACAAGAGAAGUUUGUAUUUAUCUACAACGUAGGUAGAAGAAACAGCACUCGAAUAAGUGUAAUUACAAAGGAUUAUGUGUCUUUUCAAAUUGCAGUGGCAAAGAAAACUAUGAGCAUUCUGACAAGUUAAUGCUUCAGGAAGACAGAAAAAAAGUAAUCAAGGUCAGUUAGAAUAUCCUCUUUUAAGGAGGCUGUCAGUGAGGUCUGAAAAUCUACUUGUGUCAACCCCUCAAACUGUCAUUUCAGUUGACUGGAAAUGAAUUUAUUAUGGAGCCCACCCUUUUUCUUUUGCAGUUCGAAAAGUGAAGGAAUAAUGAUUGUUUACCUAUAAAGAAAAUUGCUGGCAAAGUUGUAAUCUGACAGACAGACUCAGUGAUCUUAAGUAAGAUGAGAGUGAGGUGCACAGUGAUUCAAGGGUUUGCAGCCUUACAGAGUAGUUGUCCCCAUAUAGGUCUCAUUGUCCCAGUUAAUGCUUUAAACCAAUAUUUUCCAAAUCACAGUGUGCAUGCUAGGAGGACUCAGCAUGGGAAAGCAGGUGACUGCUGAACAGGUUUUAUUAAGAACGACAGGUAAAGUGGAAUUUUUUUUUCCUUUGUCUUUUGCUUUCUUAUUUCAUGCAUCAGCUGGAACAGAGCCAUUAUGUGCAGUCUCUGCUGGUUCUUUUGGCCACUUCAGUGACUGUCAAGGAAUGGCACUUGCCAACUUAAGAUCCUCAGGCUAAUAAGGUUCAUUUACCAGCAAUACAGACAGUCUUUAAGAUAAAUGGACUUCACUUAGAAAUAUAAUUUAGAAAAAUCACUCUUAAAAUAAGUCAAUCUUUCUACAGAUAAGUUUAUUUUUUCUUAAAAAGAAAAGACACAUUUUAAGUAAUAAGUAAUUGAAUAAUAAGUAUUUUGGAAAAAAAUUCUCACUCCUAGUAUUGAGUUUAGUUUUGGUUGAUCACUUCAGGCCCACUAAUGGACUAUCCAGCAUUACCAUUUAUUUAAAGACAAGAAAAACAGUAUUACAAACAAAAAUACAUUUCUCAGACUUGUUCCAGAAAUCACAUAUUGCUUUCUCCUCAGACCAGCACACACUUACCUGCCUGCUAAACUCAGAUUGGACAGAAUUUGUACAAUGAAUUCAACAGCUGUCACAAAAAAGAAUUCUUUCAUCAGGCUGUUGCUCCAAGGCCAGUGUUAAAGAAAUUACUGAUCUACUACAGCUACUGUUGGAGCGUGCAAAUGAGCAGCUUGUAUAGUUGCUUUUGAGAGGGUAGCUACAGACAAUCUUAAUUUAGUAUAGCACAAUGCAUUUAGCUUAGCACAUUGGACUCAAUGAUUCAUCAGUCUGUCUGGUUCUGCCUCUUUCUUCCUCAAGUUGGGUGACAGAAACACCUCACAUCCAUCUAAGACCAUGGACGGUAUUUUUUCGUAUUGCAAUAUUUCUUCAAAGUUCCAAAAAUACCCCAAAGAUAAUUAUUUUGACUAGUAUCACUUUGUUUAAAUAUAUCUUGGAUCUGUUGGAACUGAUGGGAGAGAUGUUUUCUUUUGUUAACUUUUAACUUGUUAGGGACUGAUUCCUUUUUAACCUAUCACAUAGUAUGUGAUUUAAUGAAUGGAGUAUAUCUAAACAUGGUGUUACAUUAUGUCCUGUGAUACUACAGAAUAAAUAACUGUCUUUUAAGACUUUACCAUAAAGAACAUUAAUUAUGUGUAUUUUAGCUGCUGUAUCCAUUUAAGUAACAUGGAGUGAACUAAAUUCUGUGUGUGGUUGUGUAAGGACAGGUAACAGCAGACACGGUUGUUUUUAAAACCAAGAAAGGCAGCAGUCACAAUCCAGUAAUAAAGAAGGAAUCACUUACCCCUUUCCAAGGAUCAGGACUCACUGAAUACUCCAAAAGAGACAAUCUCCAAGUGGACAUACUUCCCUUGCAGCUGCCAGCCCUUAAAUGAGGUUAGGGAGGGGUGGACCCAGGGUAGCACAGUUAAAUUGCUUCCACCUGUGCUCCCAGGGCUGGCUACGCCCCUUCACCAGGUGCUCAAUCACUGGUUCAGGACAUGACCUAACAGUUCCCAUACAGUUUGGCUAGUAGAGUUUGUUCGUCAGGGUGUUCAUAUGUCAAAUAAAGUAAAUAACAUGAUCUGGUGUUAGCAAGAAAAUUUAGUUCUGUCUUUUUAAUGGGCAGACUUUUUAGCAAUUCAUAUAACUCAAUAAUUAGAAUAAAUGCAUUAAAUGCGAUAAAUUUGUCUAUACUUAAGAGAUCUAUGGGAUACAUAUAGCAGGUGUGAAUAUAACCUUUUCUUCCUAAACAUGGAAAGACUGAUUGGCUUUCUGGAAUAGAUACGUUUAUGGAAUGAAAAAGAAAGCACACAGAAUAACAGUCAAUAAACUGAAUAACAGAAACAACAGACUUAGUUACAGGUAUAAAUAGCUGCAUGGUAAGGGUAAUUUGUUUUGAUUCUGGGAAAGAUAUUGGCACUAAACUUUCCACUUAUUAAUACAUAUAUGCAUAUAUAUUUUAUUUUUUUUUGCUGAAGAAAUCAAAAACCAUUUUCUCGAGUUACAGUUUUCUAAAUGAGUUGAUAGAGUUGGCUGUGUUUCAGAAGAACACACCAUAAACAGAAUUUAUUACGAAACUGAGAGAGAAAGAGCCACACAGAUGAGGUGAUAUCAAAACCAAGAUGUUAACAUAUUAAUAGAAGUUUUCUGAACAUGUUAGAAGUAUCAGUGACCAUUUCCAGAAUGUUUUGGGUUGGGUUUUUUCUUUUUUUUUUUGAAUGUGUGCAGUUCUAAGAGUAAUGAAACUGUCACAACAAAUUAUUCUUGAUCACUGAAAAUACCAGCUCAUUCUUUGAGUUGGGGAAUUGAUGGCAAAUAUGUCGAUUAUCUUAUUGAAAGAGCUCAGGAGUCACCAAUUCUUCAUAAUUGCUUAUAUUUAGAAAGCAUUUCUAUUCUAGCAAUCAGAUUUCCUAAUUCUCUCUUGAUGACCCUGACACCUAUCGUACUGCCUUCUUAUGGAUACUGUUUAAGAUGAGUUUAGUGGGUGUUUUUUUUUCCCAUAGUUGUCUCCAGCAAAUGAUUAUCAACAUGGAAAAUUCCAGUAUAUCAAAUGAAAGGUGGUUCUUCGCAACUUACUCUCUAGGCCUAGGUGACAUAUAAAUCUUCUUCAUCUUUUGUUUUGUAGAUAUUUCAUUGAUUGUCAAUGUAACUGUUUUAAUGAUGGCAAAAUACAGUGCUCUGGAUUUCAGACUAUCAGGCAAGCAGCUCAGUAUCUCCCACAAGACCAAUUUACAAGUAGCAUGUAAAGUAAAACAUGAGUGAAAUAGAAACUGUUCCUGAAAUAGCAAAUUGAAGAAUCUGUGACCAUGGCAAAUCACAAAACCAUUGAUAUUCCUUUGCUCUUUCUGCCUCUGAAAUGGGAAGAUGUUGGUACUACCCAGUAUUUAUGAAGAACAUCACUUUUAUAGACAAAAAGGAUCAAAGAUGACUAAGAUCUAAUAUGCUAACAUACUAAUAGUUAAAAUUUACCAGAGAAUUCUGCCUGGAUUUUGACCAGAAUAUGUGGAAACUUCCAUGAAUAAUAAAUUGUGUGGCAAUUGUAUGCUUUUUGCAUAGCAACGUUAAUGAAAUACCCACUCUCCUGUUUGGUAAACUUUCAGGUUAAGUCAUUUAUGAGGAGAAAAAACACUUUCAUUUUAAGAACAAGUGAGCCUGAUAAAUGAAGCAUUUCUUCAACAGUCCAACGUCAUUUUUUCUAAGUUCAUUUUAAGCCUUGAAUUGAACAUUAACAAAUGGUUAUAAAUUAUUAUACAUACAGCAAAGUGAAUAGGUAAUCUGAGAAGAUGAGUUUAUCUAUACUCUUGGGUAGUUGUUACUAUUUACUUGCAAUCUGGCUAUAGUUACCACUGUGAGGAGAAUAGUCAAUCAAAGUAGAAUAUAUAAAAUAAAAUUGAAAAUUGAAUUGGAAGGUAAUUUUACUUUCAAAUGGUUUGCAAAUGUAGAUGUUAAGUGUGAAAUGAAUGCAGUUAAUAGCCAUAGCUGGGAGAGUUAUGCACCUGCUGAUCACAGGAAUAUUAUUAUAAAUGAGGUUGAUUUUCCUGUUGACUACCUCAUUUUUCUCAACAUGGUCUCAUUACUUUUCUAUCACGUCUGACCCUUAGAUAUAAAUACUCGAACACAGAUGUUGUAAAAAUACAUUAACUCUUAUAUGGAUUUUUUUAAUAUGUCUUUGAAAAUCAAGAAGCAAUGUAACUGAAGAGUCUGUAAGUUUUACCAGUUCCUGAAUAAUCCUCUUUACUCUCCCAGAAGGAUAACUGAUUUAGGAAAUAUUAAAAGAAGAUUAUAUUUAUCAACAGUCCACAAGGAGUUGUCUGUAACCCCUCUGCAUGCAAAAAUUCCUCUGUUUAUGAUCAAGCGCCAAAUAGUAGUGGUGCAAUAUGUGUAUUGACCUGGUAGCAUUCACUAGUGAAAUAUUCAGAGGAGCCAUCUUCCAGUCCUUGGAUGGAAUUAUUAUUUCAGCUAACUGUAAGCUGAGGAAGAUCUUCACAUUAAAAUCCAAGCCUCAAAAUACGGCUGAAGAAAAUGAUAUGUGCGUUGUUCCGUUGACACCAUAUGAGCCUACAGAUGUUAUUCCUCGAUCCUGCCAGCUACAUACAGAUGUGCCACAAGUUACACAAUUGCUGAACUUGGCUAAAAUUCAUAAGCCAGAAAUAAAAUGCAGGAAUUCACCAGUAACAGUGCAAGAAUCAGCUCGCUUGGUUAAUAGAGGACAAGGCAAUAAGAGCAGCAAUAAAACUCAGGAUGUGUCACAUAUUGCAUUUGGAUCAAAGAUCCUUGGACCACCUCCAUCUUCAAACAGAAGAGUCAGCACAAGAGUAUCUGGAGAGGUAGCAAAGACUGUGGGUAGCAAAAGUAAUAGAUCAUACCGACAUCAAAGUUCAGGAAAAAGAACAGAAUCCCUACAAAACACUGAGAGAUGGGAGCUAUCAGUCUCGCCAUGCAAUGAUUCUUUAGGUCAAGGAGACAAAAGAAAUACUCACCAAGCAGCUAAAGAUGUACACCAAAAUGACUCUAGAAUUCAGACUCAGAAAACCUCUGAGAAUGGAAGAGCAGAUUUUCAGCUGCCCUUGCCACAAGAUCCAUCAGCAGACAAGAACAGUCAUAGAAGAUUAUGUCUAAAAAAUGCAGAUGAAAACACAUGGGAGAUAACCACUGAUGAAUGGGUGUUUCCAGAAAGUUUCACUGAGGAUAUUCAGUUGGAUGGGAGUGAGCAGUAUGCAGCCACUCAAGAUUCAGACUGCUGUGAUUUAACCUCAGCAGAGACUGCCUCUACUGAACAUCAAGGCAAUGAAACACAUGAUCACGACAUGAAUCAUAAAGAAAUUUUCACAUUUUCAUCACAACCUCGAUCAGCUCCUCAUGGGAAGUCCCCAGAUGCAUCACCAGAACAUUGCAUUUUCCCUCUGGAUUUGAAGCAAGACAGUAACGGUGUCGAGGAGGGAACCCAAAUUGAAGAUAACUUUCAAGGAACUGACAGUAGUGAAGAGGAUAACAGUGACUUUAUCCGGAGUACUGAGAACCUUGAGAUCAGCUGCAGCAGGCAAGGAACAUCUGAUUCCACAGUCUUUAAAGGCAACACAUUAAAGAGGAUAUCACAGAGAAACGAAUACUGGAAGAAUAAGGGAUGCAGCAAACAAAACCUUGAGGAAAGCAUCGAGUCAAAACCACAGAGUUCCACUGUGAGAAAGACAGAACCUGCCAGCUCUCAGAGAACCUUAAAGCCUACUCUUUCUCUUUCUCCAACUAGAAGUAAAACUGAAUUCUUAAAAGUCAUUCCAAAUGCAUCUGAAAAAACUGAGGGAGUUUCUGGUCAAACAAAGUCAUCAGUCAGCAAAGACUCGCUCAAGAAAAUCUCAAGAGAAAAUGUAUGUCUGACAACACAGACUCAUGAGUAUGACUGGAAGAACUACCAGUCAAGCAGACUGAGUGCAUCUGAACUGCAGAUGCUGGCUAGCAUGAAAAGGCAACAAAAUGAAGAACUGAAGGAUACAGGGAUCUCACAUGGGUUGAGUGCAUCACAGAUAGACAAGUGCAAUGUUAGCAUAAGUACAAGCAGCGAUGAUACAACAACCUGGAAUUCUUGUUUCCCACCACCCGUCAGUCAGGAGCAUCACUAUCAGAAAGAAAUGAGCCCACUUUCACAUUCCAACCCACGAGACUGGUUGGAUGCGUUCAGUCCCCCCAUCACUCCCGCAAGCCAGAAACUGGAAGAGCACAUUAAGUCUUCAUCAAAUCAGAGUAUUCCAGGUGAAGAUGACCUCAAUGCUGAAGAAGAUGAGGAAGUCCUGACUCUUUUGUACGAUCCAUGUCUGAACUGUUACUUUGACCCAAACUCUGGGAAGUACUAUGAAUUGGCAUAGUCAGAUCAUGAGAGCACACUGUUUUGUAUUCAGAAUAGAUUUAUCUUUUAACUGUUUUUGAAGUGUGACUGGGCUGUAUAAUUUAUCAUGUAAUUUAAAUCUUGAAGUAACCAAUAGUUUUGCAAACAAAUGAAUAUAUUUUGUAAAUAGUGUCUUAUUUGUAUAGUUUCGCAUUAAGUUGUAAUGCAGUGGAAAAUCACAUAGCGUAAAAGUUCCGGUGGCCGAGGCAUUUAUUUGUUAGUGUCAUUUAUUUCCAACAUUCAAAGGUUUUACAUGGGAACAAAUGAAGCUGAAUCAAGAGCUUUUGCCGUGGUCAUCUCUAAAUUAUGGUUUGACUCAAAUAAAAAUAUUUUUUUUCAUCA